GAUUUCUAUCAAAUCCAUUCAUAUGAGUGCGGACAGGAACACCCCAUCAAGAGGUCGGCCCAACAGUACGGUCUCGACAAACCCCUAAUGGUCGGCGAGUUCUCCACUAAGAGGUCGUGUGUCUCAGACUCGGCUGAAGUAUACAAACACUACUACUUCAGUGGUUAUAACGGAUGUAUGGCGUGGCAGUACAAUGACCAUCAAGACAAUGAUAGAGACACUCGGGAUGUCAUCAAUCAUGGGAUCGAAAGUAUAAGACAUGAGACCAGUAAUGGUGUCAUCGCUAUUAAGAUCUAA
Molecule: messenger RNA, 297 nt
Organism: Oppiella nova
Lineage: Eukaryota; Metazoa; Arthropoda; Arachnida; Sarcoptiformes; Oppiidae
Source: the annotation of a GenBank genome assembly